Molecule: messenger RNA, 951 nt
Organism: Aspergillus bombycis
Lineage: Eukaryota; Fungi; Ascomycota; Eurotiomycetes; Eurotiales; Aspergillaceae
Exons: 1
Coding region: 1-951 (316 amino acids)
Source: RefSeq, a predicted model, not a curated record
AUGGACACAACCUCCAACGAGGCCGCCAUACGUCUACAACCCUUAGGUGGACAUGGCACCUUCACCGUCAAAACCACCAGCGCGGCCUUUCUCGCCAUUGCGCUAUACAACGCCGUUGAGCUUCUGAUUUUGAUCCUCGGGAACUUCCAUCAUCAUCAUGGCAUCUACUUCUGGUCGCUCCUCCUAUCAACGGCCCUGGGCGUCGUGCCCUUCUCGAUCGGUGCCAUUAUCGACCUCUACGACCUGAGCCCCUUAUGGGUGAUCCUCGUCAUGAUCGACCUCGGCUGGAUUUUUAUGGUCGGAGGGCAAAGCGUGGUUCUCUACUCCCGGUUACAUCUCGUCUCGCGCAAUGAUCGCGUUCUCCGCUACCUCCGUUAUAUGAUCAUCAUUGACACCAUUAUCCUUACCACACCGAUGAGCAUUAUCUACUUCACAACCGCUUAUUCAACACCGAGAGUAUGGGCAAGGGCGUUCUACAUCAUGGAGGUCAUUCAGGUCAUCUGGUUCUCCGUUCAGGAAUGCGUCAUCUCCACCUUCUGGAUCGUGGAGACGGCGAAGCUGAUUCGCCUCCGCCCGGGACACGACAGACGGCGAAAGCGAACCAUGUAUGAGAUCCUGGCGAUCAAUCUCGCUGCGAUUUUGAUGGACAUCGCGCUCUUGGUGCUACAGUUUUCGGGAUACUACUACGUUCAGGUGCCGGUGAAGGCAACCGUGUAUAGUAUCAAGCUGAAGUUGGAAUUUGCAGUCUUGGGGAAGCUGGUCCACCUCGCAACCACCCACCAGACAGACUCCGUGGGAUUUGGAAUAUCACCCGUCAUGACGCCUGUUGAUGUCGCUACCAGUAUCUCUCCGUCAAGCGAAACUUCUAAAGUACAUCGAGUUAUGAAAAUCCCGGGUGAAUUCUGGAAGUCUACGCCGAAGCACAGCGCCGCCAGCGGAGCUCUCAUGUGA